Molecule: messenger RNA, 1294 nt
Organism: Lactuca virosa
Lineage: Eukaryota; Viridiplantae; Streptophyta; Magnoliopsida; Asterales; Asteraceae
Source: the annotation of a GenBank genome assembly
GUUUACUUGUUUCAUUGUGAGAUAUGAGGGUAUGAGAGAGGUCGUCAGAGGGUAGCGUAUGGUCCGGCCAUGAGAGCUUUUAACUUCAUGUUAGAUAGUAAUUAAAUUUUAAGCUAAUGACAUCUUAUAUCUUAUAUUUAGGAUAAGCACAAGUUACCCCCUUCAGGAAACAAAUUGUUCAUUUGAAUCCCUUAAAACCUGUUAGUCUGUUACGAAUGCUUUUGUUCCACCAGUUUACCAAUUUUAGCACCAUGAAGAGAAAGGAGAGACAACGAAAGUUUCAUGAUUCCCUGAUCAACAUGCUCUAUACUCCACCUUCGCCACCACCUCCUGAGAACAAAUAUGAUCAACAAUCCCUCGAUUUAGCCCGGGAAAUCGCCAAUUCAGAUCAUCAUCGUAUUAAUACAGAUGAAUUGGAGAGAGAAGCGGAAAUGGACUUAUCUGCGUCAAGCGAGGAAGAUGAUGAAUUAGGGUCUGAAAAGCUCACAAGAGCUCAGAGGAAGAGACUUCGAAGAAAGAAACUCAAAGAAGCUGCUUCCCACCGCAGACAGAUUAUCGGACCGGAGUUGCCUCCUACAGGCGAUGAUCAAAUCGAUGAUGAAGUUAGUAACGUUCACGAACCGUCGGAAGGUGUUCGACGAAAUGUCACAGAGGGAUCGGAGAGCGGAAAUAAUCGAGAAGAUGCGGUUUCCUCCAUUAAAGUAAAACACAGAAGGAUGUCUAAGAAAAAGGCAAGGGGACAACCCGAAGACACCUCCAUAGAUCCCAUCCAUGAAAUUACAAGUCCUGGUGACUGAGAUUAAGGCUUUACAAGUAAGUUUGUUCUCCAUUAUUCAUCAUACUUUUAUGCCUAGUACCUCCAUUUCUAGUUUCGAAUAGAUGGACUAUGAGAUUCAAAGCUGUAGAUUUAUUCAUUUAUGCCUUCUACCUCCAUUUUUUCUGCUGCUCGUAUCUUUUCAUGAGACAAAUUAAGACGUUAGUAGAUGGUUUGGUGAAUUGCAUUUUUAUUCUUUUUUUUUUGGUAGUGAUUAAGCACUCAAAAAAAGACAACAUAAAUAUUAGGAUUGUACCAUGAUCGUCUAUUCAAUGGAGCUAGAGUGUCAUUUUAAGAGUUAACAAUAAAAAACGGUUAACUCAAUAAAAGUGUAACAAACUAUUUGUUUUUUUUUUUUUUUUUAAUAAAACACGUGUUUAAAAAAAGUAUCAUAAAUGGGUAACAAAUUAUUUUGUGUUUACAAAAUAUAUAAUUGAAAUAAUGGUAAUUUGUGGACAAGAUGUUUUAGUUGCUUACUUU